Messenger RNA from Hypoxylon fragiforme, 2470 nucleotides. RefSeq names its product carbohydrate-binding module family 32 protein. The record is from RefSeq and is a predicted model, not a curated record. Lineage: Eukaryota; Fungi; Ascomycota; Sordariomycetes; Xylariales; Hypoxylaceae. Gene Ontology annotation, cellular component: lysosome. The coding region runs from base 486 to 2189 and encodes 567 amino acids. Gene Ontology annotation, biological process: glycoside catabolic process; fucose metabolic process. The transcript has a single exon. Gene Ontology annotation, molecular function: alpha-L-fucosidase activity.
GUUUUAAAGAAGGGAACAAGCUUGUAAACCGCCGAUGGGAUGAUCCUGGGAGGUGACGUCAUCACGUGAUAUGAUGUGAGUUGCUCCGUCUCGGUACACGAGGGUUUUCACUGUUAUGUCCGCCAGCCGACAGGCAACAGCAAAGGAUGCGGAGUUACGGGAAGCGAAAGUCGCGUUUCAAAUGAUUAUGUAAUUGUUUGGCUUUUUCACUCACCUUUUGUUGUUCCGUUGGAUAUUUAACUAAGGUAUCAUUGAUGGGAUCUGAAUACGAACUGCAUACAUGGGUAGGUAGUCAAGAUCUCAUGGGUAGUCAGGAUCUCGUUCUUCGUGAUUGCUUUUGCGGCCAGCAUUGGCUUCUUUAACUACCACUGCAGGUGGUAUACCUAUGGUCCUAUGUAUUUGCCGUUACUUCGUAUUGCUACCCAGGCAUAUGUGCUAGACAGGGCCAACGGAGCAGAAACGACCUUGGAAAUGUUGAACUAGGUAUGUUCUUUGACCCCUCCUUGCCAACACUAGCGCCGUGGUUGCUGUUUUCGCAUCCAGCCAUUCUAUAUAGUAUCAGGGUAUUCUUCGAUGAUAUUCAGCAAACUCUCUCAGCUUUGCCUUGGAAUUUGUACUUUGCGUACACACUCACGCUGUGUCUAAUUAUGGUGUUGGCAAAGGCUUGCCCUAUCCUGGGCUUCUCCUGGGCAUUACAACUCAUUGUUAUUUCUUGUUGCUUGAUUGCGACGGGAUAUGCCCAAGCUCCGCCUACCACCUACUUGCAAACACCUUCCACUCAUCAACUUGAUUGGCAUCAACUGGAAUACUAUGCAUUCGUUCACUUUGGGCCCAAUACAUUCACAGAUGAGGAAUGGGGACGUAGUCAAAGUACUCCUGACGUCUUUGCGCCGACGGACCUAGAUACCGAUCAAUGGGCCAAAUCGUUUGCGGAUUCUGGGAUGGCCGGUAUGAUUCUAACGGCCAAGCAUCACGAUGGCAUGGCAUUGUGGGAUACUAACACCACCACAUAUAAGAUUGGUAAUGGGAAAUGGGCAAAAGACCGGGUUGCCAAUGGUCUUAACCCUGAUGUUGUCCAACUUGCUGCCGCUUCAGCCAAAAAGUACGGCAUCAAGUUCGGCAUCUACUUGUCACCUUGGGAUAUACACCGUGACCCUGCAAUGCCGAAGCCGCAGCUGGCCGGGACGAUAUAUGACGAGCCACAGAUCUUCGGGGAUACGACCCCAGGAGACUACAACGAAUUUUACGCUCAGCAGUUGACGGAGUUAGUAACGAUGAAACUCAGCGAUGGCUCUCUUAUUGAAGUCUCCGAGUUAUGGCUCGACGGAAAUAGCGGGUCCGACACUGUACAGACAUUCAACUGGACCGAUUUCCGCAAUAUCAUUCGGGACCAUCAGCCAGGGGCAAUCAUGUGGGGGCACCAAGGCGUGGACGCGCGCUGGGUAGGCAAUGAAGAUGGGGUGACUGUGGCUACAAAUUGGCACACUAUCAGCCGGACGCAGGACGAUCCUCACUACGAUGGUGAGCAGUUGCAGACAGGGGUCCGCGACGGUACUUAUUGGACGCCGUCGGAAGCUGAUGCCCGUCUACGGGACGGCUGGUUCUACCAUUCUAAUGAGAACCCUAAGACGGCUGAGGCACUAAUGGACAUGUAUCUACAGUCGGUGGGGAGGAGCGUGAAUCUCCUACUCGAUGUCCCUCCCGACACAACUGGACAGAUUGUUCAAGGUGAUGUGGACAUCUUGUCGCAGUUCAAAGAGCAGCGUGACACUUUCCUCGGCCGCACCCUGCCUAGUCCUGGGUUGUCCGUAAAUGCGAGCAGUGUCCGCGGCGGCAAUAUUACGCUCUAUGGACCAGCCAACGUACUAGAUGGCAACAUUAACACUUAUUGGGCGAUUAAUGAUGAGGAGACCACUGGGUGGCUAGAAAUCGAGCUGGGCGGCAGCUAUGCCGUGGAUGCUUUUAUUACACAGGAACAUAUUGCUUUAGGACAGCGUAUCGGCGGAUAUAUGAUUGAGGCAUCCAUAAAUGGCUCGUAUAAGGCACUUGUCAAUGGGACUUCACUGGGAUAUAAGCGUAUUGAUAGACUAAGCACACCAGUGGAGACAAGCCGGAUACGUCUGCACAUCACACAGGCAAAUGCCACGCCCCUGGUUAAUAGCUUUCAGGUUCUUGGAGCAUCAAACUGAGUAAUGCGAGUCUGUUAUUGAGGAAAGAAUGAAGAUAUAGUAAGCGUACCUACCUAGGUACGCAAUCAUGAUAUUACAUACCAUUAAACAACCAGCCCAUGAACCCCUAGCCUAGGUACCAAUCCUGGUCGUCACUCUGUAAAGACCACCAACCUAAUAUAACCACACCAUUGAAUUCCAUCGGUGCGCUUCCGUCAUCCUCGUCUUCGUCUUCGGAAUCAACAACCCUUAAAGCUAAGGUAACUCUGCAGAUAGUUAUAUACCUAGUAAAAAGAUCAGUG